UCCUGGCGUUCGGUAGUGUAUAUUUUCUUUAAAAAUCCUGCCAAACGGAUUAUAAAAAUAUACACAAUUGAUUAUAAAAAAAGAAAAUCGAAAGUGACAAAAGGCAGUUUCAACAUAACUUAGCACAAAUGUUACGUGAAAAUUGCAUUUUUAAAGCCCGUGAACCCGAUUAAAGUAAUAAUUGGAAAAAAAGAUAUCAAGUGUUUUUACGUAAAAGGAUAUCGAAGAGCAAACAGAGGAGAUUGAAUAAAACAACAUUUUGGAUAUAACUACUAUUUGUUUAAAUAAAAAAAUAAAUAAAUAAAAAUAGGAAACCAACAAGAAACGGUGUGUUUUUGGUCCUUGAACAAAAAAUGAUAUUGAUUGCUGGCGUGGAUAACUACAUAAAUGGAUCUGUUGAAGCAACAACUCUUGUUGGAGCACUUUUUGGACUUGUAGCAUUAAUGUUAGUAUUUUUCUUAUUUAUAAAUCGCAAAUGGUGUUUCCAUGCAUCAUCUCACGCAUUUCCUUGCUGUGACGACAACAAUAUUUCAUCUAAAUACGUUCAAAAACUUUCACGUAAACGACGCUAUGAAAACACAAGUUCAGAUUCUGAAGAAGAAAUUCUACGCAGAUUACGAUUACAGCAAUCACGGAGUAUUCCAAAUGGCCAAUAUACUGGAUAUGGCAUUAACCAUAUAAAUCCACUUGCACAGAAUUAUAAUUUUAGUGAUUUGCAACAUAUAACAGUUACACCUCGAGAUUCAUCUAAAGAUCCACUUGCUAUAGCUGAACGGGGUAAAGUAGGAAUACCCUCAUCGCACAGUGAAUGUAGUUCAAAUGAUUCAAUUGAAGCAUCAAUUGAUAGUAAUACAGGAAUUUUGACUGGAGAAAAGAAAGAUCGUUCACAAUUACCGCUCAAAAUAGUAGAAGGUAGUGUAUCAUCCAUCAAAGAGACUCGAAUAGACAAUCGCUCAAUAAUCGACAGACGUGCCAAUGCAAAUUCCACACGCUACAACAAAAUAUCUCCGACACAGCGCCAGGGAAGUUUAGAUGAUGUUCCCGAUUUAAAUUGUAACAACAACGAUGACUGUAUUGUUGUUUUAUCACAAGAACCACUUUUUGACACAAGCGAUCUAAGAUCAAUCAAAUCCGAAGAUCUUGCAUUGCAGAACCAAUGUUUUGGCAAAAGCGGUAGCAUCGAAAUAUCACUGCUUUAUGACGCACCAAUGCGAAAGAUGACAGUUCAUGUUCUGCAAGCUCGAGGAAUUCCAUCUCGAGAAAAUGGACAACAAACCCAUACUCAGAUCCGACUUCUUAUGCUUCCAAACAAGAAGCAAAAACAUAAGACUAAAAUUCGAUCCGGUGAGAGCCCCCAGUUUAUGGAAAGUUUUCUAUUGCAUCGUGUAAAUCCAGAGGAGGUGAAUUCAAUGGGACUGCGCAUCCGUUUGUACGGCUGUGAACGGAUGCGAAAAGAACGCCUUAUAGGUGAAGCAGUCGUUAGCUUUGCUGCAAUUGAUCUCGAAUUGGAGACCAAUUUGUGGUUACCCCUCGAACCGAGGAAUACAUCAUCGAUUGUUGGAUCAUCCAGUGAUCUUUUAAGUUUAGCAAGAUCCGAUAGUGCCGGCUCAACCACUUCAAUGCAACAUGGAGGUGUACCAGAGCUACUUUUAGGCUUAGCAUACAAUGGCACCACAGGCCGAUUAACAGUUGAAAUUGUGAAAGGCAGCCAUUUUCGUAGUUUAUCAAUGAAUAAAGCGCCUGACACAUAUGUUAAAUUAUGUCUAGUGAGCAGUAUAGGUCAAGAAAUAUCAAGAGCAAAGACAUCAACGAGGAGAGGUCAACCAAAUCCAUUGUUUAAGGAGACAUUUGUGUUUCAGGUGGCAUUAUUUCAACUUAACGAUGUUACGCUCAUGGUGUCUGUGUAUGCGAAGCGAAAUAUGAAACGCAACGAAAUGGUCGGUUGGUUUAGCUUAGGUCUAAACUCAUCUGGACCAGAGGAAGUGGCUCAUUGGUGUGAUGUGAGAGAAAUGGCCAAAGGAGAACUUCUCGCUCGAUGGCAUGUGCUAGUGGAUUCCUGAUUCGAAUAGCUAGGGCUCCCAUCUCGGCGUGGGAGCGGCAUAAGCCUUUUGGGAUUUGCAUCUAAGGACAAAGCGAAAUCGAAAAAAAUAUCACACGAUGGAGAUGAUUCUGUCGCAGUUGAUAUUGAGCAGGGAUAUGAGCUCAAUUUUGUUUAGGCUUAAAAAUUCAAAUUAAAAAAAAGAAAAUCAAAUUGAAUGAGUGGGAGCGAGAGGUACAAACACACGAUAAAACUGAAAAGAAAUCAAAAUCAAAUUUUUGAAUUUCUUUUACAGAUUUUUGUAUUCUUCUUACUUUUUUUCUCCCCCUAAGCCUUGUAUUUUGUUCUAACAAUCGAUGUAAUUGUAUUCUUUGUUAUUUUUGAACUUUGGAAUAAUUAUCACACUCGAAAUAAAAAGCUGAAGGCACGCACAGAUUAAUAUUUUAAGUUUUAUCUUAAUUGUAUUUUUUUGUUCUAUUUAAGAGCAUGUGAAUCAUAAGAAUAGGAAAUGAAAAAAUAUCAAUAUUUUAUACUUAAACAAAAGUUAGUACCAAAAGAGAAUAAAACAAAACAUAAAUAUUUAUAUGUAUACAACACUAAAAUCUAGAUAAACAAAUUAUAAAAAAAAUUAUAUAUAUUAACAUACGUAUUUGUGAUAAAUUAAAUUUAACCUAAAACUCAAAUAGAAAAAUUAAUUAAAACUUAAAAAAAAAGAAAAAAAGAAAACGCAUUAAUAAAAGCCAACUUAACAAGAAAAACAAACAAAAUGUCCAAAUUUGGACUCUACACACACAAAACACUAAUAAACUAACACACACUUUUUAGGAUAUUUAACAAUUUUUGAAAUUUUCUAAUUGUCUCUCACAAAUGAAAUGAGAAAAAGUAUUUGUAAUGGUCCAGAGUUUUCUUUUUCUGGUCCAAGUGCGUGGAAUUGUGACAUUUUGAUGGUGAAAUUUAUUUAUUAAUAAAUAAAUAAUUAUUUAUUUAAUUAUAAUUGAACGUCCAAAGAAAUAUUUUUG
Messenger RNA from Episyrphus balteatus (marmalade hoverfly), 3057 nucleotides. It is a transcript of the gene Syt14, whose product is annotated as synaptotagmin-14. The record is from RefSeq and is a predicted model, not a curated record. Bases 354 to 2060 code for a protein of 568 amino acids. Lineage: Eukaryota; Metazoa; Arthropoda; Insecta; Diptera; Syrphidae. The transcript has 8 exons.